AUGAAGAUUCCGCUCAAUUCUGCCUUAGUGGAUAAUUGCCAUAAGGACCCAUUUCAGCAGGAAGAUCAAGCUCUGCACUGCCUUUAUCGCAAUUGA
Messenger RNA from Kuraishia capsulata CBS 1993, 96 nucleotides. RefSeq lists its product as uncharacterized. The coding region runs from base 1 to 96 and encodes 31 amino acids. The record is from RefSeq and is a predicted model, not a curated record. The transcript has 2 exons. Lineage: Eukaryota; Fungi; Ascomycota; Pichiomycetes; Pichiales; Pichiaceae.